Messenger RNA from Microplitis demolitor, 1087 nucleotides. RefSeq lists its product as uncharacterized. The coding region runs from base 127 to 939 and encodes 270 amino acids. The transcript has 2 exons. The record is from RefSeq and is a predicted model, not a curated record. Lineage: Eukaryota; Metazoa; Arthropoda; Insecta; Hymenoptera; Braconidae.
AUAUUUUUUAGCGUUGAAAACAUUCCGUCUAUUAAUUUGCUUGUGUUGUGUUAUUUAUUAAUUGUUAUAAAAAGAGCUGAUAAUAGCUCUGGGUAUUAGUCGAAGUGUUGAUUGUAACGCAUCGAGAUGAAGUUAAAGCUUUUGUUUCUGCUCGUAGCGGCUUUAGCCAUCACUUCAAGGUCUGAAUCCAAUCAGGUCAAACAUCAAAACCUAGAACCCCAAGGAGCACACCCCGAGAAUGACAUCGGACCUCAAAAUUCAUCUACUAGCAAUGAAGUUGAAGGCUCAUCAACGAGAUUCAAGAAUGAAAAUAACAACUCUGAAAGUUCUCAUCCUGGUUUUGAAUUCGAUCUGAGACUGAUAGCUGCACUCAAAAAUUCAACGAACGGCUUCCAAAAUUCUUUGACUGACUUCGAAUCUGAUCAAAAUGAAAGACCGACAACUGGAACCAUCGAUCCUAAUUACGGGCUUCAGGCUUUAUACACUGGCGAUGGAAAUUUUCGAUUUUCUGGUACGUAUUAUCCAUUUCUAUGGAGAAUGCGGUCGGUUGAUAAUGUUGAUCUGAGCGUGGUACGCGACAAUGCAGAAAUACAAAAUAGCUUACGACACAAAAAUUCUUGGAUUGUUGAACCUCUAAAAGUGGUGCCUUUUUUGUAUGAUCUCCGUCGCGUGAUUUGGAAUGUCGAAAUUCGUAUUCCAGCAAAUUGGCAGGUUGAUGUAUUGAAACCAAUGAUCCAUCAGAAGCAAAAUAAUGACUCGUCAAUUGUAUUUUCAAUCUGUCCGACCAAAGAAGGAUAUUCUUAUCAAUUUUCUAAUGAAGGUUCUGAUUCAGUUUUGAAAUCCCAAACCCAUUUAGCAGCAGAUGCAACUUUACCGAUCAUAGCUUAUAAUAAGGAUGGAAAAAUUGGAUUUUUAUUUCGAGCCCGUGAAAUUCUAUAGGAUAAUUAACAUCCAUAGCAGGAUCAUUGAUAUCAAUAACAGUCCUUUCCCAAAAGCAAUUGAUCUUAAUGAUUUCAAUGCAUACUUUUGUCUAUUGAUUUCUAUAUGUUAUACAAUGUUUAAAUAAAUCAUUCCGAAUAUAAAUUAA